AGAUGGGAUAUCGCAUAAAAAAAAUAUUCAGGUUAACGCAAUUACAAAGAAAAAAAAACUUAAAAAAAAGGUUGAAAAUAAAUGUUUUUAAUUGGAUGCAAGCAUUUUUUUUCCCAGCAAUAAAAAAUCUAAAAGAAAAAAAUCUAAAUAAAUGCGAAGGUGACUUGCGCUCGUCCAGCAUGAAUAAUCGAGACCAGGUCAACAUGGAAAACGAAAGUAUUUUUUGUAAGAAUCGCAAGCGAAGCGUUUAAGCAAGCCGGCUAGAAGACAUUCAUUUUUUAGGGACACGAGAUACUGGAUAUAUGUGGAAACUGAACUGAAUCAUAAUGUAAAGUGUUGUUUUUAUAAUCUAACUGUUUCAAGGUUCAGGCUUGCAAAUUGCUUAUAAAAUGGAUAUUUUAUCAUCAAAUCCAUACACGGGAAUAACUUCGAAGUUUUCACAAUCAUUUCAAAUGUUUAUUAAAGACCUUGGAGAUGCAAAGUCAAAAUCUGAAGAAGAUCGUAUUAUAUCAAGGGAGAUUGGAUACCUCAAGGAAACCAUUACAAAGCCUGGAAUUACAUCGAAAAUUCGGAAAGAAUGCAUUAUUCGUUUACUGCAUUGUGAAAUGCUUGGUCAUGAUGCUUCAUUUAGCUACAUGGAAGCUGUCAAAUUUGCUCAGCAACAGAAUUUGCUUGAAAAACGAGUUGCUUAUGUUGCUCUCGGUCAAUUUUUGGAUGAGAAAAAUGAAAUUGAGCGCAUGAUGAACAUGAGUUCAAUUCAGAGAGAUUUAAAAAGCACUAACAUUAUGCAAGUUUGUUUUGGCCUGAUUGCUUCAUCAAGAUUAGUUUACAAGGAUAUGCUACCUGCUGUCUUACCAACUAUAGCUGAACUAAUGAAACACAAAAGAGAGGUAGUUCGAAAGAAAGCUGUUAUGGCAAUGUUCAAGUUUUACACUGUGGAUCCAGAAAGUAUGCGUUCAUCUGGUUAUGUAGAUCUGUUUCACAAUGCACUUUGUGAUAAGGACCCUGCAGUAAUGGCUGCAUCGUUAAAUGCCUAUCACAAACUUGUUACUGACUCUCCGUCUUUUUAUAAGCAAUUGACAACUUCUUUUGUUACUAUUUGGACACAAAUAUUAAACCGUAAACUUCCUGAAGAUUUUAACUACCGAAGCGUUCCAUCCCCAUGGAUGCAAAUUAAGAUACUUCAAAUUCUUGCAUUGCUUGGCUGCGACGAUAUGAAUGAGAGUAAGAAGAUGUAUGAGAUCCUUCGACAGUGUCUUGACGUAACAGAUACUGAAGAAACAAUUGGUUGUGCCGUUGUUUAUGAAUGUAUGAAAACAAUUGCAACCAUUUAUCCCAAUCGAGCUUUGGUCGAAGCAGCUGCCAACAAGGCUGGCUUGUAUUUAGUGGCAUCAAACAAUAAUUUAAAAUAUCUAGGUAUCACAACGCUUAGUAAUCUCAUUCACAUCGAUAUCUCGUAUGGAACAAGACAUCAAAUGAUUGUGAUUGAUUGUUUGAAUGAUCAAGACGAAUCAUUAAAACGAAGGACCUUGGAGUUAUUGUAUCGUAUGACAAAUACCUCUAAUGUCAAAGUCAUUUGUGAGCGCUUGAUAAGUUAUCUGCGAUCAACUGUGGAUGAAUACAUCAAAUCUGAUCUAGUGACUAGAAUUACCACACUUGCUGAGAAAUUCUCUCCAGAUAAUGAGUGGUACAUCAACACUAUGAAUGAAGUUUUUGAACUAGGCGGAGAUCUCGUUCAAGUUGAGGUUGCAUACAAUAUGAUGAGAAUGAUUGGCGAAGGUAUUGAUGAUGAGGAGGAUGAGGAAGAUGAUGCCACGGAGGACUUGCGAAGAAAUGCUGUAAUUGCUUAUGUGGAUUUGAUGGGUAAACAGUCAUUACCAGAUAUUCUUAUUCAAUUGAUUUGUUGGGUUGUUGGUGAAUAUAUCGACUUGUUGCAAGAUUACGAUGUGGAAGAUGUAUUGGAGAAGUUUUAUCAGAUGUUAACUUGGCGAUUCGCAGAUGCCACGACCCAAUCCUGGGUGGUUACUGCCAUCAUGAAAGUGUUGGUUGCAACAAAAGAACCGAGAAAACAUUUUCGAGAAAUUGACGAAACGAUGUUGUCAAACGAUGCACGCCAGAGAUACACAGAAAUGAAAACUAUGUUGAGAACUUGUAAAGAUUUGGACAGCAUACUUCCGUUUGAUGCAAGUUGUGAAGACAUUGAAAUCGAUACCUCCCUGUCUUUUCUGGACGCCUUUGUCAACGAAGCGUUACAGAGAGGGGCGUCACCAUAUUCCGUGGAGAAUAAACAAUAUCUCGAACAUGUUGCUACUGAAAAUGAUCACGAGCACCAGCCUUCCUUGGUAUAUAAUGCAUAUCCUAAACCCGCUGUGUAUAGACAAUUCAACCAAGACACUCCACCAACGAAACAAGAAAGCGUAGACACACAUGCAUCUACAUCAAGUACUAGCAGUAGCAGCAGUUCCAGACCAACUUCAGGAAGAUCUAAAAAUCCAAUGUGGACAAGAGAGGGUUUAAAGAAAAGUCAAGUUUCAGAUUCAUCUGAUUCUGAAAAAUCUACACCGGUAUCUAGUCUAAGUGGUUCUGUAAAAGUGGAAGAAAGAAGCGGUAGUGGUCAGGAAAUGGAGUCCACGCCUGAGAUUACAGAGAAAAAACAAACAAAAAUGUUAGAUCCAGACGAAGAGCGUAAGAAACGAAUGGCGGAAGAACUGUUUGGCAUGAACACACCGCAAAAAAGUAACAAAAAUAGCUUGGCGAAUCGAGACAAAAGAGAUAAGUUGCGGAAAAGGAAUUUUAAAAAAGAAGUAAAAGAAAAAGAUUUGUUAGAUAUAACUGAUGGAGAUGAUUCGACAACUGACGCACUUCCACAGAGUGAUUCAAACAUUUUGACAGGUCGAGUAACUGAUGACAUGGUGUUGGUAUCAACUGCGGAGGAGAAAUUUAACCCUCCACAAAGAAAUGAACAAGCUAGUGAAACAGAAUUGUCUGCAGAACGCGACUUGUUUAGCGAUUUAAAUAUCACUUCUUCAGAGACGCAACAACUCCCGUUUGUGACACAGCAACCUGACACGCAACUUCCGGCUGUCUUGCAGCAGCUUACAUCCCUCACGCAAAAUAUGUCUACCAUGGAACAACAAAUAGCACCUGAACAAGCUAUGGUAUGCGAUAGUGGAGUUAAUCAACUUCAAAACAAUUCAAGUUUCGUUAAUUUGUUGGAUGAUGACGACUUAUCUACACAAACACUCUCGAGUAAUAUUUCAACAGAAACUGCUUUAUUAUCGAGUCAAACUGACACAAAGAUAUUGGCCAUCCCAGACGUUUUUGCUGGAUUUCCUGUAUCUUUAAACCCGACAGAGAUAUGCAAAGAUGUAAAUUUACGUAUGAUGUGCCUGUAUGUGUAUCUGCCUACUGAGUUGGCUAUAAUACUGUACAUUUUAAAUCAGUCUGUUAAACCAUUGAGUAAUAUACGCAUGGAUAUUAAAUUACCCUCAAAUUUAAGAGGAAAAACUGAUGAAUUAAAAUUUGAUGAAAGUACCCUGGAUGGUUUGGGUUUUUGCCGUCACACGUUAAAAGUUAUUUACCAAUCUCCUGCGCUUCAUAUGGUGUUGAGUGGACACGUGUCGUAUAGAGACACGACAAAUACUGAAAAAAGAUUAUUUAUCAGUCACGUGUUACCGAUGAGUAAUUUGUUACGUCCUAAUCCACUGGAGAUCAGUGAAUUUGAAGAUAAAUGGCGGGAUCGCGCAUUGUACGAGAAGAAGGAAAAACUUAACAGAACAUUUGAUGUAGAUUCAAUGAAUUUAUUCUUAGAGAGUGUGAACAUUCAUCCUAUUCAACAUAGAGGUAAUCAAGUAGUGUGUGCAACCACUGUUCUGCAGAAGCACGAUAUUCUCCUCCAUUUCAAAAUGGCGCCUCAAAUAACGGAAGUAUGGAUCAAAUCGGGAAGCAGACUCUUAAACGAUUGUGUUAUGAGAUUACUGAUUUCUAUCUCCUAAGUGAUUGGUCAAAAACGAUGAACGCGAGAAACUGAUUGGAUAAUUGUUAUUAAAGUGAAGGCUUGGUUUUGCUGCAAAUUGAAAGUACCACUGAUUAUAGUGCACGGUAAUCAGCACUUAUAUUCACCUGCACUAAUAAUUAGGCAGAAUUAUAUAAAAAAAAUUUACUGCACUCAGAAUUUGCUCUAUUUUUACAACUCGAUUAACGUCAAACCCCCUUCCAAUAAGCCAAUAAGCCCACUCGAAAUUAUUUUUGCGAAACAAAACCCUUUGGUUCUUAAUCGAGAAUUUUGUGUAACGAUUAGAAGGAAAAUCCGUUAAAACUCAUUUUUUUUUUUGUUUAUUGAAUACAUCAUUGACUCAUUUUCAUCUAAUUGCUUGGAUGUUCUUCUAACUAUAUCAUGUCUAAACUCAAUUAAGAAGAAAUUUGUUUUUCAUACUUAAAACGAAAGGAAAAAUUGAUAAUUACGAUAAUUGAGCGGUGACACUAAUUCUUAAUUUUUACAAUUUUUUCCAUAAAAUCUUUAAUCCGCUUUAAUUAGAUUAAUUAUAGUAACAUAACAUAUAUCGACGGUGUCUCGUCAUUCACUCUAGAUUUUUCCUUCUAUUUCAAAUACAAUUUUUUGCGACCAGGUGUAAGUUUCGAGAAUUUCCAACAAUCGACCAAUUGAAUUUCGCCUUAAAUCAUAUUUCCUCAUGUUAUUUUUUAGUGGAAGACUUAUUUUUGCUAUUUCUCAUUCAUAUCUAGCUUUGUUCUUAUAAAAUCAUUCUUAUAAAAAAAAUAAUAUAUUCACCAUAUUUCAAGCGGACUGAUAUAAGCACAGACUAAUGGAGUUCUUGUCAAUCAAAUAGAACAAUAUGGCUACUUUAUUCUUACAUAGUGGAAAUGUGGCUUUAUAUAUUACCUCAGAAUUAUGUAAUUUUAUACGAAAAUUUAAAUGCACGUUUAAAUAUGUUAGCUAAGAAACCAAUAUGAGAAAGAAAGUCACACACUGUGAGGAAACCACCUCACAGUGUGUGAUAAAAAAGCACAUGUGAUAUUAUAUUUAAAGCCUAGUUUACAUUAGUGCUUGUUAUGUUCUGGUUAACUUAUCAAGUGUUAGAUACAAAAGUUAAACAAGUAGUGUAAACUAGGUACUAUUGUUUCGUAGAAACGUAAAUUCUCGAUAAUAUAAACAACUUUAUUGCUCCUGCUUCUCACUCUCGUCCCCAGAGCUUUUUGAGAUAAAACCUUUGAGGUUCCUCUCAAAGAGCUCCGGGCUGCUUUUGUUUUUUCGAUUUAGUAGAAUUUUAAAGUUUAGGUUUUUGUAAAAAUUUUUAUAUAUUGUAAUGUUUUCGCAUUAAAUCGAAUUAAUAUUGAA
This is a messenger RNA of Hydractinia symbiolongicarpus, 5356 nucleotides long. RefSeq lists its product as uncharacterized. Gene Ontology annotation, cellular component: AP-4 adaptor complex; membrane coat. Gene Ontology annotation, biological process: intracellular protein transport; receptor-mediated endocytosis. The record is from RefSeq and is a predicted model, not a curated record. Bases 390 to 3995 code for a protein of 1201 amino acids. NCBI's taxonomy places the organism in Eukaryota, Metazoa, Cnidaria, Hydrozoa, Anthoathecata, Hydractiniidae. The transcript is spliced from 19 exons. Gene Ontology annotation, molecular function: cargo adaptor activity.